AUGAAUAGCAGUACUCUGUUAGAGUUUUUUGGGCGUGUUCUGUUCAGUUUUACCCGAAGCGUAACAGAUCAUUGUAACCCCGAAGAGCCGGAAUACACCGCGGAGUCCUUUGGUUAUAAUCCUCUAGAAAGCACGGGCAGAGAAUGGUACUCUCGUCCAGUUGAUGAGUUCAUUUACCAGGAAUACAGUGACAGAGAACUUCGAACAAGCUUCAACUAUAUGGCGACCAGCAGUCUUAAUAUAAAUGUACGAGAUGCGUGCUCUCUGGAGGAGCCUGAAAACGACGAAGCAGCGCGGAAAGAAGAGGAGCUUAGAGAUGCAGCAUUAGCUUGGAAGCGACUUCGUCCAUCAGUUUGUCGCACGAUUUGGAAAUCAAUGUACAUUGGCGCGUUGAUUUCGCUGGUUGCCGCUACCAUUGUAGGUGCAGUGUGUACUGUAGUUUUCUACAUCAGUUUUAUGACUAUUAACAUUUGCCAGUUUUAUCCAAAGAAAUUAAUUCCAGUACGUUUGCAGUGGAUGAGAACAAUUUCAUGUUCGAUUGCUUAUGCUUCCUUUCACAUUUGGUUCUUUACAAACGCCCUGUUUCUUUUUCGUUCGUACCAGCUCAAGGGGGUGAGACGAAAACUGUUUUUGCCAUGCUGCGUGGCUUAUUCGCUUGAUGUGGCAUAUCGAGUGAUACUUCAGGUCCUCGGGAUGUCCAAUUCUUCAAAACUUUCUUCUUUGCAAAAAAUUCCACUUAAUGUUAACUUCUUCAUCAGUGUUGGAGUUCAAGCUUACGUUUUAACGAAGCUGUUCUGUCGGUUGCCUUCAAAAAAACGUAAGGUGAGUUUAUUUUUGCAAAUAAAUUUGCCAGGGUGCCUUACUGUUUUUGCUGGAAUUGUGAUCGCUCGUUGCAUCUACCCUUGGUAUAACAAGCAAGACAAGGAUGGCAAAUUAUUGAUCGCAGUCUUUGCUCCUCUUAUUGGUGUUUUCCUCAAACCGUUCUCGCGAAUUUGUGCUCAACAGUUAUAUAACGUAGCCCAUCCGGGAUAUGCCUAUGUACUUUUAACUCCACUGUAUUGUGGAACGGCGGUCAUGUUUCGAAUUAUGCAAGCCGACCUUGGUAGUUUGCAGUCGAUUGCCACUCUUGGAAUCAUCCACGGCCUUGCUGAAGUCAUAGAACGAAGUUCUAUGGUUAUCAUUGAUCAUUUCUUGAAUUGGCUUUGGAAAUUAAGAACACCAGCCCCCUGGGGAAGUUUUCGCACUCCCCGCCGAGAGAGACUAAUGGCAGAUAUCGCCAUCAUGAGCAUGCAGUACGAGUCAGCGGCAAUCGUGUCUGUAAACGGACUUUUGUUCUUUUAUCAACUUACCUACUUUGAUAAAAACUCUUUUCUAACUUCGUUGCAGUCUUUUGGCAUCAACACUUCAGUUCCUUUGAUAAUCGAGUGGUUUUUCAACAGCGUAUCUCUGGCAAUAGAAACUCGGUAUCAAAAUAUGGCCGUGAUAGCAGUCUGGGCGAGACAGUGGAAGAAACAUCUCCUUGUAGCGGUGUUUAAUUCAGCGCUCAUAGCUUUGUGGACCAGCACAAACUUACUAGAGGUUGUCUAUCAAAAUGAACAAUUGUCCGACCAGGUGAACUUAAAUAAAACUUGUAAAAUGCCUUUUACAUGAGCUGCUAGCUAUCGGUGACUGAAGAAAUGCUAUCAGAUUUACUUACGGAACUUAUUGGACCGCCUGAGGGUGGUUAGACUGCGAGCAGUCUCACUUUUUUCUUGGUCCGUCUAGCAAAACGCGCUAGACACGCAAAUGACCACGCGCACGGCUGAAGGGGCGAGACGGGAGAGGCUUCCCUCGUUUCUCGCUCGACGCUCGCGCGCGCGUGAACUCCUCUCACUAAAACUGAAGAAAAAGAAAGACAGUUCGCAGUCUAGAGGGUAGAGGUGGCGUCUGUGCUGCUGAUCUUGUUGCUAUCUACGUCGCUCUAGUACGUUCUGUGCUAGAGUAUUGUUGUGUAGUUUGGCAUACCGCCCUUCCCGCCUAUCGGUCUAGUGAAUAGCUGGUCCAAAUGCGAGCUUUAAGGAUAAUACACCCCCCGAUCUUCAUACCAUGUAGACUUAGUACUUGCUCAAAUCGCUAGUUCGCCUACCGUUUGGCGAUUCUGGCGAUUAAUCGCUCUUCCUGCCACUCUCGUCCAUGCUCUACACCCCCCCCCCCCCCCCCCCCCCCCCCCCUUGAGGACAGGCGCAAUGGACUCUGUAUGAAAAAAUGAAAUCUAUAAGCCUCUGGAAUGCCAUAAGCAUUUUCUACCGUUUUUCUUCAGGUAAAAUUGGUCUUACUAUGAUACAAAAUGGCACCUAAUUGUUUAUACUGAUCAUCAUUAAUAUAUUCUAGGUAUUGUCACAAAUACAUGUUGUUCCCAUUGUCCCCUCCAAUUCCAUGUUAGAAACCUUGUUCCCAUAUUUAACUUUAGAAUCCAGGCGUCUGCACCUUGUCCGUGUUCUACGUAAUGGAUGAAAUCUGUAUGAGGACUUUUGAAAAAAUUACAAGAGGCGGGCCCUUGUUAAAGCAUCUAACCCCGUCUGGGGCUAUCUCCCAGGACUAUUUCCCUUCGAAAUUCUAUCUCUUGGACGUCUUUUAAGUGUAAAACUGAGCAUUUUAGGUAAAGCUUCUACACUAACACUACCCUAAUGGCAAAACGCAUCAUCUUUUAAAAGUUAAAUAUAAUUCUUAUAACUGAUUAGUCUACGAUUUGUACUUACUAGGUUAGUAUAAUUUUUAGUAUAACUAUGAUUGAACCUUAGCUUAUUUUUGUACAAUAGGUUUCACUAUUCUCAUUUAUUAUAUUGUAAACUCCAGUCCCUGUACGGUUUUUGUAAUUUUUCAACAUAUUGUAAAAGCAUUGUAAUUCAUUUUUAAUGCGAGAAUGUGGUGAUCAAACAUCUUUAUUUUUAGGAAUGACAGCGUAAAAAACACUAUAAUGCAGGUUUAUAAUGUGUAAAAAUUCAUGCAUAUAUACUCUCCACUGUUCUCAGCACAUUUCUUAAUGGUACUGGCAUACAAAGGAGAAGUUUGUGAUUGAUUCAUCCCUUCAUUUCGUUCGUUUCAUUUUUUCGAGCCCCAUCUUUUUGUUUGUUUGAUGGGUUCUGGGUUUCUUAACGAGAAUCCGAUAAGGGAUUAUAAAUUCUUGAGUCAACACUUAGCACCAAUCAGAUGAUUCGAUCUGAACCCGAAUAUCAAUUACACUCGGAGAUUCAUGUCGUGAACGAAGGAAAAGCCUUGUCGUCAUGUGCUGGCGCAUUAUAAGUUCUGGGUUGCGUUGGUUAUCCGUUUUUCAAUCUUUUUUAACAAGGAAGUUGCUAUAACAAGUUGAAUUCUCGGUAAGCAAAAAACAGUGUUGGUACCUGAGAAAUAAAGAAAUGAACAAUCCGCCAAUAAAUAAUGUUCGUUGUUUAUUCCUUCCUGAAUGAAAAGUUACGCCGACCUCUGCUAAUUGCAAUUUGAAUAAACGGUUUAUACCUCUUUUGGAUCUUCUAGGGGCUGAAAAUGUGAUAAUCCGUGAGCUGCAGAUCUAUGUUAAAUACUGGCCCAUUUCCUAAACAAGCGCCGUAGGCGCAAGCUCUUAGGGGGUCCGGGGACAGGCCAUCAGUGUAAUAUUUUUUGGAUUUUAACUCCCUAAAGUCACCUUUCUAGGGUUUCUGGGUCAUCCAGGAUAUUGGACAGAUUUUAACUUUUUCUUUUUUCAUUAAAAACCUUAUGAAAACUCUGACUGAUUUCCGUAAAACGAUGGAAACCGAUGUGGUUCCUCAUCGCAUAAAAAUAUAAAGGGAUGAUGCAUCAGUCAAUUCCAGCUGCGCCCAUCGCCCCCCCCCCCACCCCUGGCUUACCCCGGGCACUAGCAUUUUCUUUGCCUUGGAUGGCGAAUUUCCGGGGGUGGGGACUCUUGAGCUGUCAAAUCCCCCGAGGUGGGGACGAAAAAAGAGGGCAAAUGCCCCGUCCUCCGUAAACACUGCAACAUUUUUCAUUGAUCGCAUAGUCGAAUAGUGCCGUUUUAAGCAUUUUAAUGUGAAUUUUUUGUUGCAAUUAACGUCUUCUUUUGUAAUAGCGCUAUGACUUCACGCCGCAACGACAUGCACCAGUUUAUAAUUUUAGUAUUGAUGUAAAAUUAUUGACUUUAAAAUAAUAGAGCGCUGUCAAGUUAUAUGUUAUGAACAGCUUUAUAAAUAUGAAAGGAUGUUUUUCAAAUAAUCUCAACAGAAAUUUGAUUCAAUAACCAAAAAAUGUUGAUUCACGUCGAUAGCCUCCGAUUUCGCUAUGUAAUUCUGGCUCAAUGAGCAAUGAAGAAAUGCAUGCAUAAAAUCAAGAACAUGCCUUUAUGUAUCGGUCAAAUCGAAGCUUCAACAUGCCCCCCCCCGGGCAUACCCCGGGCAUUUGACACCUUUGCCGUCCCGGGGAGGAGGGAAUUUGAUUAUCAGAGUCUUCCAGGGGGUGGGGAAUUUGAUCCCCAUGCUUUAGGGGUGGGGAAUUUGAACUGCACCCUCCAUUUCAUGUAAAAUCUUCGGCGUGGCGAGCUAUCAUGGGGGAUGCGGUGUUAGAGGAUUUUCGUGGAAAUGAUUGUUGUGUUUACAGUGAAAUACAAUACCCAUACCAGCGAUUCAAUACAGCAACAUAAAAUAAAAUAAAAAGCUCAGUCAACUACUUUGACCUACUGCAAGUAUGUUAAUUAAUAAGGUGAGCGAUGAUGCAUGUCAGUGAAUUUGUCAUGAUGUCGCAAUCUCAAUUGGUGGGAUCUUUUUUUAUAGAACGCUUUGUAUGUACGUGUUGCAUAACAAGAAAAGCUGAGCAUUCAGUGACCUUGUAGCAGCGAUUUCCGCCGCCUUGCACGAGACUUUUGUUCGUAGUAAAUACGCUAACAGCGUUUCUCAGUUUUUGUUAUAUUUAUAAAGCUUUUUUUGACAACUGAAGGCGUUUCUGCCGUCCUUCUGUCAUUUUUGUGCNGGGGGGGGGGGGGGGGGGGGCAUGUUGAGGCUUCGAUUUGACCGAUACAUUACAAACCUCCUCAAUUUUUCCUGUCCUUGACAGAUGAGCCAAUCUGCUUCUUUCCCAGUAAAAUCCGCUGUGUAGUUAUGUUCUGAUAGGAAACCGCCUGCGUGUCAAAAGCUCAGGAAUGGCCCCGGGGUUGGCAAAUGCGCGGCCCCCGGGCAGCACAAAAUUCCAAAUGCCCCACCCCCGGGACUGACAAGGCGGACAAAUGCCCCGCAGUAGCCCGGGGGGGUGCUGGGCGAAGCUGGAAUUGACUGAUGCUUAAAGAGGAAGAAUACAAUGAAGGUUUGCCUGUGCACUUACCUCCCUCCCUCCCACAAAAAUGGCUUUGUCAGGAAGAGUAACCACGCUUCGUUUGCAUUGCAUCCGCGCCUGCUGUUUUUGUCUCCGCCAUCUUCCUCAUCAGUUGCAUAAGACAUUUAUCAGCAAAAUAUUUCAUGUGAACGUUUAUAGGGUUCGGUUAUUUUCCUGUCGUUAGUGACUUUAGUGUUUUUUAUGUUAUGACAAUCUACAAGGCUGAAACAAGGAGCUAGUAGUGGUGAUGAUGGCUUAUAGGUUGUGUACCAGUGGAGUGAGUUCGUUGUUGAGCAGGACAAAUUUAAGACUUGUGCACUCGCAGGUACGACUUUUCACUAGUUUGUAAUCUAGGCUCAUGUAGUUUAGACUUUAGCCUAAGUUUUCGAUCAGUACGUUUAUUUAUCUUUCAUAUAGAAUUAUUCCUCAGUUCUUAUAAAGGUCUUCGUGGUUGUAGAUAUUACUCAUUUGUUUUGUCUAUGUGCAUUUUAGUUUGCCCGCUUCUCGCACGGCUCACGGUUUCUGCUGACUCAGAAUGCAAGGAGUUCUUGGAUGCUAGGAAGGAUUCUCAAUUUCGAUCCUCCAAAGGGUAAAUAAUUAGCAAUGAUACCAAUUACGUAAGAAAAAUCGUCUCAUGUAUUGUGAUAGUGAUUACAUCAUCCAGGCCCUAGUUGAACGCUAUCCAUCGGAUAAAUCACUAUCCAGUGGAUAGCGUAAUUGGUUUCCCUAACAUUUAUCUGUUGGGUAGUGAUUUAUGCGGCGGAUAGCGCUAUCCAACUUUUGAACAACUGGCGCCAGGACGUUACGGGUAAAUAAUUUUGAUAGUCGGUCAAAAUCAAUCGUUGGCGAUAAAAGUCGAUACUAAUCAAUUGACAGAUAUUUGAAAUCAAUAAAAGUCAAUCAUAAAAUUCUGUGUGAUUAUACUACUACAUGAGGAAUUUCUGCAAUUUGAUUGGCUUAGAGCAGUGGUAUUUCAGCUUAAUUUGAAAUACCUACAAGUGAAAAUUACAAACCUUUUGCGGGUAGUAGUAUAAACAAAUAAUUGCAUGAUUUGUAUGUGAUAUUCGGCAUAAAUGCCACUGAUGAUAUUUGAAAAUUGUCUCAAAUUUCACUUGCCUAACGGCUCGUGAAAUUACGUAUAACAAUUUUGAAAUAUCACUUGUGGUAUUUAUGCCAAAUAUCUCUACAAAUCAUGCUAUUACCUAUACUUAUGGAUUUCUAUCAAAAGUGGUGUUAUUAUUGACUUUUAGUCGAAAACUAUUGGUAGAUAAAAAGGAGCAGAAGUGACAGUUUCAAUAUCCAUUAGCAAGUUAAUAUACGAUCUAAAAGUUUUGCACCAUAUUAAAUCAGAUGAAGGACUUUUUUGAAAGUCUACUGAUACUUGAGCUAUUGCAACAUUCAUUGGAAUGGUUUUUAUAUCUGUUUGUAAAUAAGUAGCAUACGUGUGCAUUCGAAGCCUUGUGACGUCUACAUGUACACCGUAAUUUCUUCUCCUUACACUGCAUUCAUAUAAAGUUUGCAUAAAUCCUCAACAGAUAUUCUCAGAAAAGUCUGAGAAGUUGGGAUUACUUGUCCUGAGAUCAUUGUGAUUAUCAACUUUUAUGGACAAAUAUAACUAAUCAAUCAACAAUUAUUGACAAAAUUGAUAUUGAGCACUAGCAACUUAUCGACUAGCUUUCGAUCGACAUGUAUCGUCCUGCAUCAUCUCCGGCCAGCUGACAUAAUAAAUAUUAAAGUGCUAAACUGAUCUUGUUCUGAUCACACAAGCGUUGGAAUUCUUUAUGUAAAUCUUCAUUUUGAGUUCUGGGGUUUACCUUUAGAAAAUGUGAACCUUGUAGUAAAAUUUAUAGCUAAACUUCAGAAUGCCCAGCCACUUACAAAGUUCCUAUUGUGUUAUGCCUUGUUCAUUAAAGGGUUUGACUACUGGCCAGGAUUACUGAAACUGCUUUGUAGUUACAUCUCAAAGUCAUGUAGUAGUUAGAGUCCUUCUUUCCAUCAAUUAAUAAAUCCCUCAUUAUUAUCCACUUUGUAGCCAUAUUCAGUUUGAAAAUUAAAUAAGAAAGUGCUGGCGACAAUGAUCGAAGGUCAAAACGCUUUUGCUCAAAUGCUGUGCUUUGCAUAAGUUUCAUGUGACAGAUAGUCAAAACACACAUGAGCAGAUAAUUGUGAGUGACAGAAGGCCCAAACGCGUGUGAUCAAGUUGCGUUCUAUGCAGUCUGUUCAUUCCUAGUGGAAGUCCAAACAAAUGCUGGCUACAUACAUGCGACGCAUGCGGAAUAACAACCAGGCCCUGGUUGUUCAAACGUUGGAUAGCGCUAUCCACCGGAUAAAUCACUAUCCAGCAAAUAAGUAUUAGCGAAACGGAUUAAGCUAUCUACUGGAUAGACUGUGAUUUAUCCAGUGAAUCGCGCUAUCUGGAGAUUAGGAUUGCGGGCUCCUGUUGUCACUCGCAAUUAGGGAGACCAUGCCAAUUGCAUCAUCCAGUGGAUAGAGAUUAAUUUUAUCCUGUGGAUAGUGAUAUCCACCUUUUGAAUGACUGCUGGCCUAUAAUGUUCUUUUUUGUGGUGAGUAAGGGAGGGGGAGGUGGGGAGAAGUUUGGUCUCCCCCUUUAAAAAAUUUCCUGUGUCCACUCCGGUCCAUGGGGGAGAGUUCACUGAAAUGUAUUUUCUAUUUCUUUAAGUAUUGCUAUCACAGAGUUGGUUUAUUUUAUUCUAGGUUUUGAAAAGUUCUAUCCAAAGUCCUCAAAGAAAACGUCUGAUAAAGGUAUUAGGGCUUUCAUUCCUUUGGGAACUAUCAGGGAUGUACCAUAUCAGAUUUGUGCCUUUGUAGUUACAAGGUUGUGGGGACUAACACCUUGCAUCAGCUAAACUAACAGGACUUUCAUUGAAGUUUUAAUUGCAUGGCUGGUCUUUCAGGGAAGGUAGCCAGUCAUUUGUUGACUAAUCCUCCUAUAUUUGUUUAAUGCACCUAUCAAUGUAAACCCCGUGGGGGGGGGGGGGGGUGCGGGCAAGGGGGGGGGAUUUGCAAAAUUUAAAAAUUUUUCGAUAAAAUUCCCCGGGGGGGGAAACGAAAGGUCAAUCAAAAGGGUCAAAAAAGCCCCCACCCCAGGGGAAAAAAUCAAAAAAAAAAAUGCUAAAAAAAUAUAAAAAAGGAAUAAAAAAAAAUUUCAAACACGUUUUUACGACUUUUAAGAUCGGAAGAACNGACUUUCAUGGUGGAAUUCGAUUUCAAUCGAGUUUUACAAUCAGAUGGGAACUUGAAGAUAAAAACUUUCUCAAAAUAGACAUUAUCUGUUUAGAUGACAGUUUAAAGUAUCGGAUUAUGGCGAUUAAAACAAAUGAAAACUUCAUACUUUUCUCCAACAGCGUGACUUUCAGAAAGCCUCGAGGAACGGACUUGGUAACCGCUUCUGAAUUGAUACCAGGAAGACCAGGCUUCUGUCGGUCAAAGUCAAAUGUCCCGACCCCGGGGUCGCUUCGCAUGAUCAAAAGCCUGACAUGGGGAUAGUCUCAGGCAUCAAAUCCCUACCCCAUGCCCGCACUCCCCCCCCACGGGAUUUACAUUGAUAGGUGCAUAAGUUUGACCAAUUUCAAACUUAGAGUAGCCGGCUGAUUUUACGGCAGUAGCCAGCUAUUAAUGACUGCCCUGACUACAUGUAAUAUAUUUGAACCUCACAAUGGCCACUGUACAGUUUGGACAAUAAAUCAUUUGGCUGCUCUGUAGUGAUAAGGAAAGGAACAAAAGAUUAGAAGUCUUCAAGAGAGUCUGUUUUGUACUGCUUCUAUCAUACCUCUUCUACCCUUAUAAUAUUUUGUCCAGUUUUAUUAGAGUUUGUAGGGCAUGAAAUUGUACCUAAUACAAAAUGUACAGGCACCAAAGUGAAACUUCUCUAUGUAAACACUUUGGCUUGCCCAGUGGGCAGGGUCAACUCAGUGUAAGGCCAAAUUUCUCACAUAUGCGCUCAGUAAACUUCGCUCAGAUUGGAGGAUGACACUCUUUCCCUGGACAACUUUCCUUUGUAUAAGUGAGGUUUUACUGUGAUUGUUUGAUUUAAAGAGAAAACAUACUUUUGUUCUGUCAUUUGUGAUGGUAUGUUAUGCUCAUUUCAGGUUCAGAUGCUGGUAGCAAUGAGAAUUUUCAUUCGAACAACAGGGGAUCGUCAGGGGGUGACAGUGGAGGAGGAGGAGAGGGGGAUAACAAGCCCCCUGGAGGUGACUGGUGGAAAAACUUUCGUGAAAUCAACCCGCAGGGCUUUGCAAUAGGUGUUGCUUUAGCGGCAGUGGGAGCACUGUUGUUCAUGAAUGCUGCUGGGAUGGAAAGCCGAGAGAUUAACUGGCAGGAAUUUAGAACCAAGUAUCUUGAAAGAGGAGAGGUGAGUAAUGUUUGGAAAGCUUGCUUGUUUGUUUUUUUUUUGUUUGGCAAUUUUUAAUGACACAUGAAGCAUUUAUGUUACAGGUCAAAAAUUGAAUUCAGGUUAAAAUUUUUUAACCUAGGUUGAUUCUCAAUUUUCUUCGUGACCUAGCCCUAGUUAUUCAUGAGUUAUUAGUGGGACUGGGAGACAAAGGAAAUUGAGAAUCAACCUACAUGUAGGUUAAAAUUUUUUAACCUGCAUUAAUUUUGACCUGUAACAUAUAUACAUGUACAUGUAUAGGGCAAUGUUUUGCAUGAACACACUUUACAUACCCUUAUUAUACAGAUUUUUGUAAAUAAAUAAUAUUGAACUUCAACUGUUGUUUACUUUCUCUUGAUUUCCAAUUCAAUCCUUGCAUGAAUUGUCUUAAAAUGCUGCCUUCUUCGUCAAGACAUUCCCUUAACCUUCUAGGUCCCAAGAGUGACCAACAUCAAUUUUCUCCUAACAACAUCAGCAGAUCAUCAAGAGUAAAGGUUAUGAGAAAUACUAAAUUGAUUACCAAAGGGAGAAUGCUUUGAUCUUAAACCAAAUUCUCUCAACAACUCCUAAAAGAAAUGUAUGGAUAUCAGUGUGGAGAAUUGGUGUGUGGAUCCUGGGGCUUAAAGGGUUAAAAUGAUCCUGAAUUUUUCCCUCUCAAUCAGUCAGGCGUGUCAUCUCAAAUCUUGAUCAAUGCUCAGUCUUGUAACAGUCUUUAAUUUUUGUUUCUUAGGUGGAAAAGCUUGUUGUUUCAAACCAGACACUGGUUAAAGUAUUCUUGAAGAAUGACCCAAACAAGGUACUUAGAUGCAAAAACACGAUGAUCUGAUUGUCGAUUUAAUUUAAUUUGAGAAAAAUACUACCCCCGCCCUGGUGCCUUUACAUACACUUAUACAAUAUGUUUGGUAAUCAAAGAUAGUUACUUUGCUGGAAAGAUUGAUAAAGUUUGACAUUUAUCCCUUUCUUUUCUUUCUCUUCCUUUUUCUUCCUUUUUUUUGCCCUAAAUCACAUAAAUAAUAGUUUAAAUAACAGAGAUUUGUCAUCACUUUUACCCAAGAAUUCACAUGUGAUGAUCAGUUCAUGUGUGAUGGCCGAAAUUAAUAAUAGUACUUAUGCUUUGGAAGUGAGUCAAGGAAUGAUAUUUCUGAAUUUCUUUCUUUUUUGGUGAAACAUACGAUAAGUCAUGUGAUCUCUGUUUUCUUUGCAGAGCCGACUGUGUUUCACCAUUGGAAGUGUAGAAAGUUUUGAACGUAAUCUUGAGACUGUUCAACAGGAAAUGAACAUUGACCCUGCUUUCUGGAUUCCUGUAACUUACGUAAAGGAAUCAGAGUGGCUGUGAGUUUGUAUAAUCUGUUCACAUUUUAAUGUAAUCAGACCUUAAGCACAGGUCAGAGCCAAGACAGUCCUAGCUGUCAUCAAGGGCUAUAAUAUAGGGGUCAGGGUUUUAUUUGGCUCCAUUAGAAAAUAUCUAAUUUAAAUUUUGUAAGCUUUGGAUACUUUGGGACAUAGUAAUGUUCACAACACAAGAAAAUUGCAAAUUCUCCACUGCAUCUGCAAUUUCCUUGCAUUCAAAAAUUGUUGACAACCCUAUUAGCCAACAACUUUCCUCUGACGUGCAUACUACUUGGCCAUCAUACAUAAGAAGCUGCCUUUAAGAGACUUCCUGCUUACUUGCUCAACUUUUCACGGGUACCGCUCACCCUUGUGGCCUUUUAACAUUUGCCUAUUUAGGGCAUUCUUAAUCUUCUGCUGACACAGGUGACCCUAAUUUUUUAAGCAUGUCAUUCUAUUUCUAUUGCCAGUAAAAUUAAUUUAAUGAAACAACAGUUAAACAUUUUUAAUUUUAUUAACAGGAAAGAACUGAUUAGGUCACUGCCUACACUGUUGAUUAUCGGCGCAGUAAUUUACUUGACUAGAAAGCUUACCAGUGGAACAAGGGGACAGGGGGUGAGUUACAUAAUGUAAUAAACUUGUUUUCAAUCAAAACUACUGAUGUACAUGAAGGUACUUUGCAAGAAUAACAUUCUUCAUUAUUUCAUAGAAUGAGAUUCAGAAAACUUUGCGUGACUUCUUUCUUGUUGUUAGAGCAAUAGCAUUAGUUUAUAUUAAAUUCUAGAAAACACAUGAAGUUGAAAAAGACUCAGCCUCAUCAAAGGAACAAGAUCAAGAUCUACAGUUCAAGAAACAUUUUUAAAGAUUUAAUUGUGUGUAGGAACAGUGAUAUUAAUUUUGAGAUAAACAGAAUGUAAACGAUCAUUAACAUUAAUGAUAGGACAAGAUAAUGCUUUGUUUUAUUACCCACCACUUGGAAAUUAUAAUUAUCAACUUUUGAUCUUCAAAAUUAAUUAAUUUUUGUAAUAUGAAUUGCUUGUUUUCCUUUACACAGGGUAUAUUUGGGGUAGGGCAGUCUACAGCCAAAGUUUAUAACAAAGAAACAAGCGUUAAAGUUAGAUUCAAGUGAGUACUGGCUUCAAGACAACUUACAGUAAUGUGAAGACUUUAAUUAAGGUUCACGGAAUGUUAUUAGGACAUUUAAGAUUUCAUACAAGAAGUAAGACAAGAAGUAGCAUUAUAAUGCUCCUUCUGUAGUCAAUAACAAUCAAUUAGAAAGGUCUAUUAUCGACCUAAAAUACAAAAUUUAGAUUGUUAUUAUACUUUUGUUUGUAUUGUAAGUAAUUUUUUUUUCAGGGCUCCUAUUUAUAACAGAGUUUGCAUUGACUCUGAAUGGAUUUCCCUGAAAAUAUAAAGGGGUUUAUCUUUAUCUAAAUGCCAUUACUUAUUAUUGUAGUUGUAGUGCCUGCAGAUUUACAUAGGCUUUCCGGGUGUUGAUUAAAGUAUAGUGUAAAAAAAAAUCAAUGGUCUUGAGAGUCUUGUCUCUCGGUGUUUCCUCCAUCUUGGAGUUUCAAAAUUUUUGUCAGAAGUUCUUGUAUUUUCAAACAAGGGUCUUGGCAAGCCUCUGCAAUCUUAACCUUAUUCACUUCUAGGAAUGGUGCAUAUUGUAAUUGCUGCUGUUAACAGGAAGUUAUCUUUACUAACAUUAUAAUCUUCUUUUAAACUUUCAGGGAUGUUGCAGGAUGCGAGGAAGCCAAAUUAGAAAUAAUGGAGUUUGUUAACUUCUUAAAAAAUCCUCAACAGUAUCAUGAGCUUGGAGCUAGAAUACCUAAGGUACAGUGAACUGCCUUUUUAUAAACAUUUUACAGAGCUUAAAAGGGAGCUUAAUAACCAACCACAAUAAAGAUGGCACCGAAAACCUCACUUAAAAAAAUUCAUUUUUGUUCUUCCAAACUGUAUUGCAUUUAUUAAGCCUCGCUAAUUUUUUUUUCAACUGUAAGCGCAUUUUCCUGUAGUAGAAUAUUCUUGUAGACUCUAUCCAAUUAAGAAAGAGCUAGGAAAAAUAUGUCGUUGUAUAUUCAUGUCCUCCACAAAAUGUCAUGUUAGCAAAUUUCGGAUCAUGAUCAUGCAGUGGAUGUCAAAGAAAUGUACCAAAAAGCACAAUGCAUGUGCAGUGCUGUUACAUUGCUCAUGAAAACAACUUUUUUUACGUUCUUUUCGCUGUUGUUAUCAUAGUGGGUAGGUACAAUGCAUCUUAAUUUAAUUUAUUGUAGUUGGCCAUCAGACAUUUCCACAUUUUGGACAUAGGAAACUAGAGGAGUCUGAGUUGUUAUGGUUGAGUGACAAUGUAACUGUACAAACUCGCAUUAUGAAAUUGCGAGCAACAAGAGGAGCCUGCAAUCCUAAUCGCCAGAGUGCUGUUACACAAAUGUAUGGCCCUUAUGUAGCCAGCAUUCAUAUGGAAUUCCAUAAAGAAUGAGUCUGGAAUGCAUAGAAUGCAAUCCGGUCACGUGCAUUUGGACCUUACAUCACUGUUUGGUAAUAAUAUUAAUCAUUGUUGGACCAAUUAAACCAUUGCUAACGUUCAGUUGCUUGCUUUAUUUUUCUAGGGUGCCAUAUUAUCAGGGCCGCCUGGUACUGGUAAAACCCUUCUAGCCAAGGCAGUUGCAGGCGAGGCCCAAGUGCCAUUUCUAAGUAUCUCUGGAUCAGAAUUCUUGGAAAUGUUUGUGGGUGUUGGUCCAGCGAGAGUCAGAGAUCUGUUUGCUCAAGCAAGAAAGAAUGCACCGUGUAUUAUAUUUAUUGAUGAAAUCGAUGCUGUUGGUCGUGCCCGUGGACGCAGCGGUCAUAUUGGAGGGCAUGAUGAGAGGGAAAACACUCUUAAUCAACUAUUGGUGGAAAUGGAUGGUACGUGCUUCCAAGUACUGGUUUGAUGUAUUUAAUGUUACUAUCAUGCUUUUGAGAUUCCCAUGUGAGUCACUCUUUGCUUUUGUUUAAGCUGGUUGAAUAAUGACAAGGUGUGGCAAGGCACACUUAUCACAGCGAGACAUUGUCUCCAGGUUCAUCCAAUAAAUACUGAUGUACUAUAAGCUACCUAGACUCAUUGUGCUAAAUGACUAGCCUUGAAAAAGGCCUUCAAAACAAGAAGAAGGACCAAUCCAUGAAUGCUAAGAUGUAUUAGUUUGUAAGCCAACUCACAUUAAAUAGAAUUCAUCAAGAUUUAGCUAAAGAGAUCGAUGUCAUGAAGGCUAGGCAAAUGUUUCGAAUACUUUUUACUUGGAAGGUCACUAAAUGGGAUGAGGUUAUUGAAUUGCCCAUGGCAUAGAGUAAUAUUAUAUCCAAAAUAAGGCAAUUCGCAAGGCAAAUUUUUGUUUUGCUUUGUUUGAUUUAGGGAUGGCAUUGCAAAGAUGAUCAAACAGAUAUACAUAUAAUUUAUGGCAAAGAUGAUGAAAAAUACAGAUAUUAAUCGUGACUGCUUACAAACAAUAUAGUUUGAGUAUACUGUUAGUUUGUGUCCAGCUGUAAAAUGGUGUUAAAAAUUUUGUUUUGAUUUUGCAACUCAGUUGAAUUUACAGUCCUUGACACAGUUAAUGUCCUUACAAAAAUGUGGAUGCUGACUCAUAGUGAUGAAGUCUUUGUUUUUCAGGUUUCAGCUCCACUACAAAUGUUGUAGUAUUGUCAGGUACAAACAGACCUGAUGUACUUGAUCCGGCUCUGCUGAGGCCUGGACGGUUUGACAGGCAGAUUCACUUGCCACCUCCAGAUAUAAAAGGAAGGUAAGAGAAAGAGAGCUUCUAAAAGGAGAAGUUUAGUAGGAUUCAUGUUAAAUACAUAUAAACGAAAACCCUCGGUGCUUGAGGUCAGUUGUUGGUUUGUAUAGGCAUACUCAGAUGUUUAAUGCUGCUUAGUUCAUGUGAUGUGUCAUUCAUACAUGUACAGUGUGAUGAGUUUCUUCACGUGGUGUUUGCUGAGAGUUUUUUUUAGCCAUGUUUUCUCCUCCUCUCCCUCCUCCCCUAAACCACCACUUCCCCUCCCCAGUUGUUUUCUCUGAUAUUUUCAGUGUGAUGGUUGCCUGUUUUUUCUUCAAGUUGGAGCUCAUGGCUGUUGCAUGGUUGUGCCAUUCCCUGGAUACUCUAGGCACCCAACCUACAUUGAACAAUGUAGUUGUUAAUGAUCUAAAAAGCAACUGGCUAAAAUAGUUUUUUCUGUUCCUUUAAAUCUAGAUAUUCCAUCUUUAAAGUUCACCUGAAACCCCUGAAGACAGAUCUGAACCUGGAUACAGUGGCAAGAAAGAUGGCUGCCCUUACACCAGGAUUUACUGGUAAGCAUUCUGUAAGGUUUGAUCAUAAGACAGUUAAGGUUCAAACACGCCAGGCCACAAGUCACAGGUAACAUGUCAUGUCAUGAUGACAGAUCACUCCUUGUGUACAUACAGGUCAGGCGACUAAGUGGAGCAAAUGCUACUGUGACACAUCGCGGCAACAAAUUGCUUCAUGUGUACAGGAGAAUUUUUGUAAAAAUCUUUGUCUCUGCAGCAUAAUUUUGUCACCGCAACAGAUCGCGUAAAUUCUGUCUGAUUUGAUAUUUUGCGGCAAGAAAAUUCUAUUGCAGAGACCAUGAUUUUCACAAAAAUUUUCCAGUUAACACAUGAAGCGAUUUGACACUAUGACAUGUUGCUGCAACUUAUCGCGUAGUGUGUAGCGACCUUUAAGAAUAUUUAAGAUGGUCCUUGUAAGUUCUAUGUUAUGUGCCCUUGCAAUAAUUAGCACAGUCCUUGUACUUCUUGUAUAAGUUGCUUUUUGCUCAAAUAUGUUUCAACAUGGAAAUCAGUUUAGUUUUAGUUGCUGAUUUUCUGAUAAAACAGGUUCUGAAACAAACAGGGUCAUUAACAGCCUUGGCACCUGGACAUUGAGACAUUGAUAUGCUGGGUUUGUCUUGACCUAAACUAAAAGAUUCAUAAAUACCAGCGGGAAGGUGCCUCAAAUUUGAAAAUAAACAGUAAACAGAAUUGUAAACAGGUCUCACCAGAAUCUACAUAUAAUUAUAACACUCUUCAACUGGAGGUUGACCCUAUAGAAAUUCAUUUUCACUGCUUUUAUUUAUUUUUUUAGCAGGCAAGACAAACAUAAAACUGGAAUAUUGCCUUUCACAAGACAAGGCACUUCCCACUGCUGGCAGUGGUAUCUUGUGAUUAAGAAUUUUUUCGCGUAUUCAUGUCUGUUAUUUGUUCUAAUUUGUUUUAGUAACAUUAUAUCCUGCUGAUAGUCUGUAGGAAACAUGCUCUUAGGGUUAUGAUACUCUUUUGCCUGCAGGGGCUGACAUUGCUAACGUGUGUAAUGAAGCUGCACUCAUUGCUGCCAGAUACCUUAUGCCUAAGGUGGAAUUAACUCAUUUUGAACAAGCAAUUGAGCGUGUGAUUGGAGGUGAGUGCCGCUGAAGCUGUAGUUAUGCCACAAACCCCAGCCUCCCAAUAUCGCACCCUGUGUUCAGUUACUGUAAAUGUUUGAAUUUAGUUCUAAGAAGGAAACAAUCUUUAACAGUAAACAGGAAAGUGUCUGUCAGAGGAACACAAAUCUGGGUGUUGUCACUUCCAAAGUCCAGUUGUCUCUGAGGUCCUCUAAGUUCUGCUUUUGAAAUUAUUCUGUUAUUCCCUACCAUUAUUCAUUAAUUUUUUCUUUCUUGGGGGAGAGUCGUGUGCGCCUUUUUUAAAGGGGUUGCUUAUUAAUAAUUUUUAUAGUUUUUGUCUCCAAGCGGAGGGGAUCGGGGGGUGGGGGGGGGGGGGGGGGAUUGUUUUUUUUUUUUUUUUUUUUUUUUUUUUUUUUUUUUUUUCUUUUUUUUGUUUUCUAUCUUUUUUUUUUUUUUUUUUUUUGUGUGGGGGGUGGGGGGUUGGUGUUUUUUUUUAGGGGGUGUUUUUUUUUUGUUUUUUGUUGUUGUUGGGCGCGGGGGGGGGGGGGGGGGGGGGGGGGGGGGGGGGGGGGCGUUGCAGUCACUUUUUUGGUAGUUGAAACUAGACAACUUUAAGCAUUUACUGUAGUUUUGGGUGAAACGUAAACUUCUUACAAAAGACAUAGCUCUUUAUCAUAUUACUUUACUACCUGAUUAAAAUUUCGUAUGGAACCAUAACAUAAAAAAAAUACAAUUUUGUUUGUCUCAUGUUGAUUAUUAGGCGUGAGAACCAGUCUUGUUGGAGUUGUCUUAAAUUUUUCGUUUGUAUCAUUUUUAGGCCUGGAGAAAAAGACACAAGUUUUACAGCCUGAAGAAAAGAAAGUUGUAGCAUAUCAUGAGGCUGGCCAUGCUGUGGCUGGGUGGUUUUUGGAACACGCUGAUCCUCUUUUGAAGGUUCAAAUUUUGCUGAUGGUUUCAAUAAGUAAUCACCAAAAUAUUAAUUAGUUCACCAAAACACCAGUCAUUGUAGCAGCUGAUAGACCGUCCCAGGUGUUCAGUGGUAACUGGUCAUUUGGCCCCCUAUUUUCAAGUCAUUUAGCGCGCUUCAAAUGUGAUAUUCCUCAUUCUAUAAUCCAUAAAGCAAAACAAGCGUGCUUCAAAAUAUAAUGUAAUACUCCUCUUUCUUUAAGCCAUGAACCAAAACAAGUACUCUUCAAAUAAUUCCUCGUUCUAGAAUAGGGGGCUCAGUAACUGGGGCGAAAUGACUUGCAAGAUGACCUGUAACCUGUUCAGCGAGUGCAGAUGUGGAUGUGAAGAAGAAAAUAAAAUUGAAGCAGCAAAAAAAUUGCAUUUUAUUUUUUGAACCUCCUCCCUCCAUUUGAAUUCCUGGAACAGGUUGAAUAGCUGAUGAAUGAUCUCACAGCUUUACAUGUAAGUAGGUUUCCUUUGCAAUUUCAGCACUACAAAGAGAAAAAAAAACACGUAAACAAACGCUUAGAUUAGAUUUAUUGGUUACUGGUUUAACUGAAUAAUUGUGUAUAUGUACUAUUAACCUUUCACAAUUAUGUUUAAUUGAGUAUUUUGGGCUGCUGGAAUUUAACUUGCCCUGAUCAGUCAGAACAAAGGCAUGUGGUCAGUCUGUCACCAAAGAUAUUCCCCAUUGUAUUUUUCGCUCCUUAGCUACAUUUAGGAUUUGUUCAUGCUCAUUAAAGUAAUAUUUCCAUAAAUUUUCAGGUUUCAAUCAUCCCAAGAGGCAAGGGACUUGGUUAUGCUCAGUACCUUCCAAAAGAACAGUACUUAUAUUCCACAGAACAGGUGUGUAUCACGUGCGCAGAUCAUGCUCGAUACUGUUAUAAAUGAGAUAUGUUAAGCAGUUUCUCUCAUCAGCGAACUUGUCCGCUAUCUAUUCAUACACGUAGUUAUCAUCUGAUUAUUAAUUUGAUCAUUCCCGUACAUUACUCUUGCAGCUGUUAGAUCGCAUGUGCAUGACAUUGGGGGGAAGAGUAUCGGAGCAGAUAUUUUUUGGUCGAAUUACGACGGGCGCUCAAGAUGAUCUCAGCAAAGUAACCAAGAGUGCUUAUGCUCAGGUACACAUUCAUUACAAAAUCUAACGUUGGUUACCGGUUGUUUCAAUACAAGUUUAUUCCUUCCAGGGGUAAAUAGUUUCACGUACUUGGCUUAAAGAACAAAGGAUAAUAUUCACCCAAACUGUUUUUCUUGUUCAAUUGCAAACUUUACUGGAAGUGAUCGAAAUUGUUAUGCAAUUUCACUGCUUGAGUUCAUAUCGAAACGACCGGUUUCCUUUACAUGCCCCCCUCCCUUGACAGCUGCUCAAGGGACUGUCGUUUUUUUGAAAUAAACUUUUGUUUUUGUAACCUCUCUUGCCACUGUUAAUCUGUAUUUUUGGUGAUUAAAAAUAAAGGGAUUUUACUAAGUUAAAGUACAGCCUUCCAUGCAGACAUCCUUAGGGCUUCGUCACCGUUCAUUCCCUUGGGGAGGAUGGCAUGAUGAGGCAAAAGAACGUCUGUGUGAGGGGCUACUAAAAGUAUUACUUUGCUCUGAAAUCAUUGGCAUGAUAUUGGAAUGAUAUUGACCAUGAUGGCUUGCCUACAGGCUAAAUGUUUUGCAAUGUGUCAAAGGUGCGCUAGUAGCUUAGCUAACACAUUGAAUGGUUUGGGAAUGGAAAGCUGUUUAUUAAUAAUUAUUGAGUUCAGCCAGAAGCAUAUAACCCCAUGCGUUUGGUUCAGCUAUCUAGCGAGCUUCUCUGAUAAACUUUUUAUCGUCAUUAAUUUUAAUAAUUUCCUUGUCAUAGGUCGUAACAUUUGGAAUGAACGAAAAGGUUGGAAAUGUAUCGUUUGACCUGCCACGCGAAGGAGAACCCUCCUUUGAUAAACCCUACAGCGAGGCCACCGCGCAGCUUAUAGAUGAACAAGCCAGGGAUGUUAUAAACAAUGCUUACAAGAGAACCUUUGAUCUUCUUACCAAACAUAAGGAGGAUGUAGAGAAGGUGAGCAUCAAGCUUGCAAUACAUUCGUUUUGUCCAGUUUUAGGGUCGCAAGCAUUUUGCAUGCAAAACUAAGCGAGAAUAAUUAUUAAGCUUUAGAGGUUCAGUUGUUUUCACUCGCUUUUGAAGGAACCGCUUGACCAAUAGAGAGAAUUGUGACGUAACGUUACCAUGGUAGCAAACUAUCUGGGGACAAAGAUGGUCAUUUGCAUUGUCGAACAAUAAAAGUAAAGUAUGGGCUACCUUUUUGUUCUUAAGUGCAAAUCAUGCACAGGAGAGGCAUGUCAGUUUUUUUCUUUUUUUUCUCUGCCACAUUUGCAGGACCACGGUUUGUUGAGAUCUAAAAAUUUUGCUGCCAUGAUAUUUUGCUAUAAUGCAACGACUUCUCUCUAUCCUUAGUAAGACUCUAAUUUUCAGUAACUGACUCUAUUUUUGCAGAUCGCUUUGCGACUCCUAGAAAAGGAGGUACUGGGGCGAGAAGACAUGAUAGAGCUUUUAGGACCCAGGCCAUUUAAAGAAAAGUCCACGUACGAGGAGUUUGUUGAGGGGACUGGUGGUGACACAGAGGAUACCAGUCUUCCCAAAGGACUGAAAGGUCUGCAAGAACAGCUGGAGGAAGAGGACCCCCCCACGAAUACCAUACCUACGUAGUGCUUUGAAGGGAUGGUUAAAGACUUUUUGGCAGGGAGGGGAGGGUUUUUAAGAUGUAAACUCUUUGUCCAAUGAAUUGCCGUUAGUGGUCACACCUGUCUUUUCCUUCCACUUUCAAGAAGUAGAACCCUUAAUUCUAAAUGACGAAGAAACGACAACACACUUCCAAAUGAAAGUACCUGUAAGUUUGAAGAAGUUUAAUUCGAAUUUUUAUGCCUAAUGGUUUUAUCCACAGACUCGAAAAUUAGAGCCACCUUGUACAGUAUACACUGUAGUAAACAGUGUGAGGUUUAAGUAUUUCCCAGAGACUUUCACUGCUCAGAAAGCAGAAAAAAAAGCUAGAACCAUCAUGGACAGCACGACAGUACCGCAGUUGAGUACUGCCCAGUAGCUGUCAUUUGAAUGGUCACACUUUCAGAAUGUCACCAAAGGAAAGUACUACUCGGGGGCGAGAUGCACUUAGUAGGCCUCUCCCACUGAAUAUAUAUCUCAAGUAUUUUUCUAACUAACAGACCACUGUUACAGGUAUUUGACUAUUUUCGAGUUCCACAAGCCUCAGUUUCAAAGCAAGGUUAAGUGCGAAGACAUUGAUGUGCAAAUGAUUUUUUAUUCUCAUGUAAGUAAAACUCAUUUUCACAACAAAGGUUUUGCACGCAGCCUCGUAUUUAAAGUGAGAGUUUUUUGGAACUCGUGGCUUAAUCUAGAAUUAGUUUAACUUAAGCGAGUGGUGUGGAUCUGGCCUGGGAGCUUUCAUUCACAGACUGCGAGUGAAAAGCAUAUUGCUCGAUAUGAUAGGUGAUAAACGAGUGAGAAAUUGAGAAACUACAACCUUUGUUUGAAUUGAGCUGUCUUAAAAAAUUCUCCUGUCAGUAAACUUAGACGUAAACUAAGAUUAAGUUCAACUUUGGUGCAAUGAAAAAAUAAGAACGGUUUGUGUAUUGAGGUGGUCAUCUUGUCUCUGUCUGAGGAAUAGCCCCUGGAGGAUGUGUAAAAUAAUUUCCCACUACAUGUAUCACUUUGUUGAACAUAACAUAUCGCCGUUGUACAUUGUUAAAAAAUAUAAAUAAAAUGUAAGUUUCUGGUGGUCGUGCCUAGUACUUAAGAAACU
Messenger RNA from Porites evermanni, 21177 nucleotides. The record is from the annotation of a GenBank genome assembly. Lineage: Eukaryota; Metazoa; Cnidaria; Anthozoa; Scleractinia; Poritidae.